GUGGCAGUGCCAGUUUGACCAGUGGAAAGAGAGCUUGUUGUGCGUGCCCGAUCUCGCGCCCUCUUUUUUUUUUUUUUGGCGGGGGGGGAGAGAGCCACUUACUAGUGCCACUCGGUGGGACGGUGCCAUCUUAACCCCGCGGAUUUUCGCGCCCGAAAAUUAGACCGAUAGUAAUGGUUCUCACGUUGUUUCCUUCCGUCAAAGUUUUCUAUUUGAUAUUUAAAUGGUUCAUGCCUGACCAACCAUUGUGAAGAAAGAAGGAAAUAAUUUUUCUAUCUUGAAACCCAAAAAAAAAAGAAUAAGUUAAUUGACCUACCUACCUUCCUGUGAGCUUGUUGGGUAUUCAACGACGAAAGUGUGACCGAAAGAAAACGUAUAAAUCCGUUCACCGAUCGCGAAUAUCGGUCAGUAUUCGAAGUGAUUCGGUUGGAAACUCACGCAAAACACUGGGGGAAAAAAUCGCCAUGAGUUUUGAGAAAGAUGUCAUGCUCUUACGCAAAUCAAGAAGGUCGUGCGGAGUGUAUUGAGGGAAAAGUGAUCAUGACUUGUCCAAAGCGAACCAACUAAGAAAUAUAUCGUAAGGAAAUAGGCGAGAGGAAGGAUCUAUUCUUUAAUGAAAGUGUUCUUACGAUGACGACUCUGUGAUUAGUUGGAGAUUACCUAAAAGUACCAGAUUUCUAGUUGUGAAUUAACCAGUGGAAUUCGAGUGCAAUGUUUUAACCCAAUACAAAGAGUCGGUUCAUAAACUAGCUCUAAAUACAGUCGGAAUUAUCAUAUAGAUAAUAAAUAUUUACCUAUAUUAUUCAACUGAAACGAACACAAUGGUCGUGACGAGCGAAAACAUCCUUGUGAGUUGGAUGCUGCUAGCCAGCUACCUGGCCUUUGCCACCGCCCACCCAGGAGGACACGGCCUGGAGGCUGGGUCGCAGAAGUGGUGGCACGGCUGGGAAGACACGGGUCAGCCCUCACUGGCAGAGAGCAGAUCAACAUGACUGCCAUCCUAGGUCACACUGUCUCCCUCCCUUGCAGGGUCAUCAAUCUCAGGGACAGAACGGUGUCGUGGAUCAGAUCACGUGACCUGACCGUCUUGGCCGUGGAGAAAACCACAGUAACGACGGAUGCGAGGAUAUCGGUGGUCCACCCAGAGGACACGGAAGACUGGCUCCUGGAGAUUCGCGGAGUGGCCCAGUCAGACGAAGGCACCUUCGAGUGCCAGGUGAACACCCACCCCAAGAUCUCCACCAAGAUACACCUGAAAGUCAUUCCUGAGCGAGGACACGUUUCGAUUCUGGAUAUCCCAGUCUCCGACACAGGAAUCAUAACAGAUACUAAAGGGACCUUCUCUGCUGACGAAGGCAUGGCCCUCAGGGUGCGUGUCAUCGGUCGAAGCUGGGUCCAGAUGCCAGAAGGGGCGACCCUCCACCUCAUCUGCGAAGCCUCUGGGAAGGAGCUUCAAGAUAUUCGACACUACUCUAUCGUCCGCAACGAGCCUCUGAUCUCCUGGACACUGAAUGGGAUGCCAGUGAACGCCCUCUGGUCACGCCCGAAGGUCGACGUGCGCGAAUCGUGGGGAAUAGCGACUGUGGAGUCUGAGAUCGAAGUCCGGAUGCUGGACAAGAGCGACGCCGGGUCCUACGCCUGUAACGUCCCCCAUGUUCCAGCUGACCACGUCACUGUCAGUGUUAUAGAAAACGAUUACUCCGACGGGCACUUCAAGGUAGCUUCUCUGGGGGCAGACGACAGCGCUGAGACGCUUCUGGACGUCCAAGAAGAAGAAGAUUCAAACUUUGUAGCUGUUUCAGCGGGCAAAGCAGCCGUCAUCAGCGGAGCCAUCAUACUGGUCCUCCUGCUGAUCCAAGCUGGUCUUUGCAUUUUUUACAUUAGAAAAGUCUAAAUUAUCUACCUCAGGUGUCUGAAAUGACACUGGAAAUACGUGUAAUGAUUAUUAUUUCUAUUUUGUUGUCGGGCUCUUUUCAAAAAGGGUCCCUUUGUUGACAAAGCGGCGACGGAGUAUAUUAGAGAUUUUCUCGACAGAGAAUGUUUUAGUUUGUCUCUGUCCGUAGUCCGUAUAGUCUUUGUUGUAGGUCAGGGGAUUAGGACUUGUCGUAAUUUGGUCGUAGCGUCAUACGUUGUUUCGUGUUGGGGAUCAGUUACGUCUUGAUUUUUGGCAGCCCCUGAGGUCAUACUUUUAUACCUGCAGGGGAUUUUGACGAGUUUAUAUGUGCAUAUACAUAUGAAUCACUUGCACAGUUGCACUGUGCAGGCAUAAAACGAAUAACAGGACCUCAGUUUAACAGGAUGACAUCUAAUGGGGAUUUUGCUCUCAGCACGACUACUGACCGAUGGGGACAGUUAGUCCUUUGAAGACUCCUAACUUUUGGGAGUCAAGUCUCUGUUAGAUACCACCCCGUUCAAAUGAGCGCUUGUUAUCCUUUAUAUAUAAAUAUAUAUAUACGCAAAACUCUUUUUUUCUUGUCGCCUGAGUACUUCAUAAGUUUUUGACAGGGCUGGAGGGGGCUUCUCAACUUUGGAAUCUUAAACUUUCCUCGCCAGAGGAAAGUCCUGUUCAAAAAAGGGGCUCUUGGGAUCAUUUUGGAAUAAUCGCCAGGCUGAAAUCGCGCCCUUGAUUGGCUGGUUGGUGCCUGAUUUUUUUUUAGAGCCUCUUCCUGAUUGGCUGACUAAAGUCCACUUCUCCCUGAUUGGUUGGUCGAAGUUACUGUAGUAGCCGAGUUCAGACUGGUUGGUUGAAAGCCUGUUCCUGAUUGGCUGGCUGACUAAAGUCCAGUUCUCGACCGACGAAGAUAAUACCUCUCACCUGAUUGGUUGGUCCUCCGGAGUUACUGUAGCCGAGUUACAGAGACUGCAGCUAGACUUAUUAUGUUCGCCAUAGGUGAAAUAUCGUACCAACCAACUUUUUUAUUUUUUAAUUUGUGAUGUAUUUGUUGCAACAGCAAGUUGAAAGAUGUUUACAGAGAGUUCUUUAUUUUUUAAUUUUUCGUUCACCCAUGGUUUAGAGAUGGUCUUGAUUAAGAGUAGCGCUCGCAAGCUGUAUAACUGGAUAGAUUAGAGAAUUGGUGUAUUUCUUCACUAAUUGUUUUUAUUUUGAUAUUACUUGGAUGGCCACGACGGCGUUCUUGGUCGAAAUUUUUUGGUUUUAAUUUUUCAGUUUCUACAUAUUUGGUAAAAGAGAGAAUUGCCGAUAUUCUUCUCGAAUGGUGUCUUACCUUGUCAUAUAUAUAUAUAUAUAUAUA
Molecule: messenger RNA, 3251 nt
Organism: Macrobrachium nipponense
Lineage: Eukaryota; Metazoa; Arthropoda; Malacostraca; Decapoda; Palaemonidae
Exons: 9
Coding region: 989-1894 (301 amino acids)
Biological process (GO): synapse organization
Cellular component (GO): neuron projection membrane
Source: RefSeq, a predicted model, not a curated record